AUGCAAGUCCAGACUCCCACCGAGGCCCCCGCGGUCGAAACCGCAAUCCUAAAAGAAAGCAUCACCACAACCGUGCCAGUAACCGAGACCCCUCCCCCGACCCUCCGACCCCUCUACUUCGCGUACGGCUCCAACCUCUCCUUCACACAGAUGCGCCUCCGCUGCACACACAACCCUACCCUCUCCUCCAAACCCGUCGCCAUCGCCCGGCUGGACCACUGGCGCUGGAUGAUUUGUCAGGCCGGGUACGCGAACGUAUUGCCGCCGGCGGAACUACGGAUCGGACGACAAUUCAGCGAGGGGGGCGAGGUCCCCGUGUCCGGGAGUGAAGAUGCCGUGUUUGGGGUGUUGUAUGAGAUGGAUCCGGCGGAUGAGUUGUUGCUGGAUGGGUAUGAGGGUGUCGAUCAUGCGGCGGGGCCGUCGCGGGUUGGCGGGAAGGUGUCUGUUGAGAUUCGGCCGAGGGAGCAGGGGGUUGGAGACUAUAAUAAGUGGUAUUUGCCGGCGACGGUGACGCGGUGGCUGGAUGAGGAGCAGCGCGUGUUGAGGAUGGGUGCGGCAGCGGUGGCCGGGUCCGCGCCGCAGGUUACGACGGUGCUGGUGUACGUGGAUGAGGAGCGGGUGAGGCUGGGCUACCCGAAGGAUGAGUACAUCCCGCGCAUGAACCGGGCGAUUCGGGAGGCCGAGUCGAUCGGGUUCCCAAAGCACUGGGCAAACGAGGUUAUGAGGAAAUCGAUACCGUUGAACUAG
Aspergillus thermomutatus is the source of this 747-nucleotide messenger RNA. RefSeq names its product gamma-glutamylcyclotransferase family protein. The record is from RefSeq and is a predicted model, not a curated record. The transcript has a single exon. NCBI's taxonomy places the organism in Eukaryota, Fungi, Ascomycota, Eurotiomycetes, Eurotiales, Aspergillaceae. Bases 1 to 747 code for a protein of 248 amino acids. Gene Ontology annotation, molecular function: gamma-glutamylcyclotransferase activity.